GAAAUGAUAACAAGUAAAGGUUAUCCAUGUGAAGAUCAUAAAGUUAUAACAGAAGAUGGUUAUAUAUUAACAAUGCAGAGAAUACCACAUGGUCGUAAUACUAAUUCGUCUACAGGUGAUAGACCAGUGGUUAUUCUUCAGCAUGGUCUACUAGGAGAAAGCACGAACUACUUGGAUAAUUUAGCCAAUGAAAGUUUAGCUUAUGUCUUAGCUGAUGCAGGAGCUGACGUGUGGUUGUCUAACAGUAGAGGAAAUACCUACUCACGUGCCCACACUCAUCUGAAACCUUCACAGGUGGUUUUCUGGGAUUGGAGUUUUGAUGAAAUGGCAAGAUUUGAUUUACCAGCUGUAGUUGACUAUGUUUUAGCAAAGUCUGGACAAAGUCAAGUAAUAUAUGUCGGUCAUUCUCAGGGAACAACGAUUGGUUUUGCUGGGUUUAGCCAAAAUCAAACCCUUGCAAGUAAAAUCAAACUGUUUGUAGCUUUAGCACCAGUAGCUAAAGUUGCUCACAUCAGAGGUCCAUAUAAGCUAGUUGGUCCAUAUGCUUAUGAUUUGGAGUUCUUAACCAAUUUGUUUGGUUUAGGUCAAUUUCAACCUACGACGGAAUUUGAUAAAUUAAUGGCGACAGACGUAUGUCCGCAUGUCACACAAUUAUGUACAAAUCUAUUUUUUCUCCAUAGAGGUUCUUCAUUCCAUUCCCUGAAUCAAUCAAGAAUUCCCGUUUAUGUGGCGCAUAAUCCUGCAGGAACUUCAGCCAAGAACAUGGUCCAUUUUGCCCAGGCUAUCAAAACAGACACGUUUCAGAAAUAUGAUUACAGAUCAGGAGAAAAGAAUAUUUUACAUUAUGGACAGCCAACCCCACCCGCAUAUCACCCAGAGAACAUGACUGUACCGGUGGCUGUAUUCAGAGGUGGUGACGAUUGGUUAGCUGACCCACAAGAUAUCGAAUGGUUGCUUCCUAAAUUACAGAACCUGAUUUAUGACAAAAACAUUGACCAUUGGGAGCACAUAGACUUUAUAUUUGGACUUGAUGCCCCGGAACUUUGUUACAGUGUAAUUGUAGAUCUCAUUUUCAACAAAAACAGUACAUUGCUAACAAAUCAAUCAAACAGGAAUAAUACGAUAUCAGUGCCAUGAGCAGAAAUUGACAAUGGUGGGAUG
Molecule: messenger RNA, 1161 nt
Organism: Patella vulgata (common limpet)
Lineage: Eukaryota; Metazoa; Mollusca; Gastropoda; Patellidae
Product: gastric triacylglycerol lipase
Exons: 7
Coding region: 4-1137 (377 amino acids)
Biological process (GO): lipid metabolic process
Molecular function (GO): hydrolase activity, acting on ester bonds
Source: RefSeq, a predicted model, not a curated record